AUGGCUGCAGAGACGUACACCCUUCUAGGUAGGUCGAAUGCCGCAUUCCGUUCUCGCGCAGAGACUCACACGAUCGAUGGAGGCUCUGUCAAAGUCAUUGAACGAUUUUUUGAACUGCCACUCGACUACGCCAACCCAGACGGCCCAAAACUCAGAAUCUUUGCGCGGAACCUUGUGCCGACGAAAAAGUCGCAAAAUGAUGAACAAACCCAGUUGCCGUUCAUUCUAUAUCUGCAAGGUGGGCCUGGUUUCGAGUGUGAUCUGGAAACCAGUGUCCAAAUGGGCGGACCGACUCUUUGGCUAGACUCCAGGGGGACCGGCCUCAGCACGCCGUUCUCAGCAGAGCUCGUCGAGGGAAAGACUGACACGCAACUCUUUGACUAUCUGAAGCAUUUCCGCGCGGAUAAUAUCGGUCGGUGGUUUUCCAAUAGAGGGCGUGCUUUCAUCUACGACGUAGUCCGCGACUGUGAGGCCAUCCGAACACAACUUCUAGGUCACAAAGAGGAUCCAGAAGACCGAAAAUGGACAAUCCUGGGCCAGAGUUUUGGUGGUUUCGUUGCGCUGACCUACCUAUCCUUCUAUCCAGAGGGUUUGAAGGAAGUCUUUCUGACUGCGGGGCUUACACCCUUGGUCGACGCUCCUGCCUCAGUCUUCGCCACUCUGAUGGAGCGUGUGAUCGAGCGGAACAAGAUUUACUAUGAGAAGUAUCCUCGGGACGUUCAUCGUAUUUUGAAUUAUUUGGAUUCCCAUGAUGUCCGGCUUCCCAACGGAGGUCGUUUGAGUACUGGUCGUUGGCUCCAGCUGGGCAUUGAUUUCGGAAUGCACGGUGGCAUCGAUCGUGUUCAUCAACUUGUCUUGCGUGCCGCAAACGAUCUGGAACUCUUUAGCAAACUCUCAUAUCGCCUCCUGCAUAAAAUCGAAACAAAGCAAGAAUGCGACAGCAACCCAUUCUACGCGAUUUUGCACGAGGUGAUAUAUUGCCAAGGACGGGCGGCCAACUGGGCAUGUGGUCAAGUACUCAGUCAGUAUCCUCAGUUUCUCUGGGACAAGGCCAAAGCGCAACCCGACGUGCCUGUAUACUUCACGGGCGAAAUGGUUUUCCCCGAGAUGUUGGAGGAAUACGCGAACUUGCGUUCAUUGAAAACAGUAGCGAACAUGCUCGCCGAGUAUUCCGAAUGGCCGGCACUCUAUGACAAAACGCAGUUGGCAAAGAAUACCGUCAAAGUGACUUCUGCGACUUAUUUCGACGAUAUGUAUGUCGACUUCAACCGAGCUCAAGAGACAGCUCGAGCCAUUGGCAACCUCGAGCAGUACAUCAGUAACCAGCACAUGCACAGUGCCAUUCGAAAAGAUCCUGCUACCGUAAUUGGCGCGCUAUUCAAGAUUGCCCGUCGCGAGAGGGACUAG
Molecule: messenger RNA, 1407 nt
Organism: Mycena indigotica
Lineage: Eukaryota; Fungi; Basidiomycota; Agaricomycetes; Agaricales; Mycenaceae
Product: Proline iminopeptidase
Exons: 12
Coding region: 1-1407 (468 amino acids)
Source: RefSeq, a predicted model, not a curated record